AGUCAAUUUAAUUUAGUUGUUUCAUAAUGCAAACUGUUACGCUGACCUGGAAGUGCUACAGUGUUGCCAACCUGUUGCGAGAAGAGACGCUGCCUGGUUGUCUGGGAAAAAAGAUUAAGCAGGAAGCGCUUCCCAGAAACCCAUCACAGUGCUGUGGAACUGUAAGAUUAUGAAUGCUGCUGAUAAAAAUCUUGAAGUACAGCGUGCCCUUCACAGGGCUAAGCUAAAAAACAACUAGAUUAAAAGGUGAACCUGGGGAGAAGGACGAUUCCUUCAAAAAGCUCAGAACUGCUGCAUUGAAGCAAAAUAAAGAACAAGAACUACUAGUUGAUAUGUACAAAGUUUCCAAAAGUUGGAGGCGAUCUCUAAACCACUGCCAGAGCAAACAAAAUCCAGAGCAGAAAUGGAGAAUUUGCUCAAAGAGAGGAAGCAUUUUCACAACUUUGUUGAAAAAGAAGAUAGAGUUGGGUUGGAAGACUUGGAAAGUGCAGCGGGCAAAGGCAAAAUGUCUCAGGACAGAAGAAUAGAAAUAAUAGAAAAACCCCACAGUGGGACUGGUACUGACAAACAUGGAGGUGCAGAUCAGAGCCACAUAAUUCAGGAACAGGCCAGUAAAGAGGGUUCAGAACCUCAGACUUCUCACUCCAGUGAAAUCAAGAACAAGAACAAAACUGCCAGUAGCAUUGCUAGACCAUGCAGGACUGUCUCUUCUCAUGAGCUCAGAAUACUUCAUACUGGCCCUCAAACCCAGAAGGAAGCUGCUGCUGCUGUUGAUGCACAUGAAAAUCAAGGUAACACCCUGACUAGUUGCUCCUUAUCCCCUGUAAAAGAAACUGCUAUCCUAGAUAAGGACAAGAAUAUAGCUUUCCUGUUGAAAGAGUUGGACUCCAUGAGAGAUAUCAAUAAGAAGCUCCAGGAUAGACUCUCAGGGAAAGAAAGAGAGCUGGAGACCAGAAAACUUGAUGUCGAGCUGCAGGACAAGGGGAAGGAGGCUCAUGCAGCUCAACAGGCUGCAGCUCUAGUUGAAGAAAUAUACCAUGCCCAGAGGGAACGAGACCAGGCAGUAAUGGCUAGACUGAGGCUGGCCAACGAGGAAAGAGAUGAAGCCCUUUUACGAGCCAAGCGGCUGGAACAGGCAAUAGUGGAGCUGGAGAAUAUUAACCCUGAAGAAAAUGACACGUCAUUACAGGAAUUACUAAACAGAGUAAACAAUGCAGACUCCGGGUUGCUGAUCGAGAAGAGUGGAGCUGUGAUAGUGGACCGAAUACGCAAGACUAGAGAGAGGAGAAAGAAGAUUACAGCUGAGGAGAUGAAUGCAGUGAUUGAGGAGAGGGAUGCCGCCAUAUCCAAAUGCAAACGCUUAGAGCAGGAGGUUCAUCAUCUGAAAGAGCAGAGCCAGACUUCGGCAAACAACAUGAGACAUCUGACUGCCGAAAACAAUCAGGAACGUGCUCUGAAGGCUCAGUUACUGUCCAUCCAACAGGAGAGGGACAGCGCCCUGCAACAAUCCAAAAAAUUAGAAGAUGAAAUCCAGACUCUUCGUGUUUAUUACAGUUUACACAAGUCUUUGUCUCAAGAGGCCAACUUGAAGGAGCAGUUUCAAUGCACUCUGAGCACCUAUGAAGACGCUCUCCACUCCAAAGAGGGUAUUGUGUCACUUGCCAACCUCCACAAUGACCAGCUCAUCACCCAGCUGCAGCUUGCCCUCUCGGAGCGUGCAAACAUGGAGGCCCAGCUCCAACAGUCCUUGGAGGCCCAAAAAGAGGCUCAUGAAAAAGUUCAAAAGUUGGAGCGGCUGGUGGAUGUACUGAGGAAAAAGGUUGGAGCGGGGACUGUCAGGACGGUGAUCUGAUUGAAAGGUCGAGUCUAGGGAUGUGGUCACAUCUGGUGACCAGGCUGCUCCGUUUACCACUGUGUAAACACUGAAGCCUUAACUCAGCAAACAGUUGUUAGAAGUGGUGCACUCAGACGACAUUCCAAGCAGAGAUCAAACUGAAUCAUAAAUGUUUAACCACUCUGCUGCUGAGUUGUGUUAUUUAAGCAAAUUUAUUUCCUUAAACAUUCAUUAUUUGCAUUGUAUUUCUUUAUUUAGCUCUGCCUAUUAUGAGGAACAUGGUCUCCUUAUUAUUUGUGGCCAGCUUUUAUGGAAACUUUUCCAUGUGCAGUUAUGAGCUGUAUAUCACAAA
Molecule: messenger RNA, 2186 nt
Organism: Polyodon spathula (Mississippi paddlefish)
Lineage: Eukaryota; Metazoa; Chordata; Actinopteri; Acipenseriformes; Polyodontidae
Product: mirror-image polydactyly gene 1 protein-like
Exons: 13
Coding region: 404-1852 (482 amino acids)
Source: RefSeq, a predicted model, not a curated record